CAAAGCCAAACCUCGCUCCAAAACGAGCCAUGUUGUACUGACCAACCUCACGUCGUGAUGAAAUACUCUUGCUGUACUGCAGUGAAAAUUGCCCAUGGACAGUAUUCGCCCCGAAACAGAACUGUCAGGAACCUAAGCCAUGCUUGCAUCUUGUGGUAGCCCUGCGAUAGUCUUCCAAGUGGAACUUUAACCAGUCGUCGCGCGCCCCUGCAAAAUGUCGAAGGAUUCGUGUCAUUCUUCGAUAAGGACGGUCGUGUUAUUUCAGCUUUGAUGGCGACAAGUCCCCGUGUAACGAGCCCCCGCGCGGAGCCCGAUGAGGAUGAAAACCAGCCCCGCAGCCCCUCCGAGUAUAAGCGAUACUCUAGCUCGAGCAUCUUGACAGAUUCGUCACAAGAAGACUCCUCGUCCGACGUGCAAGUGCCGGCUUCGACAGGGGCCAAGGGCACGAAGCAGCACAAGGGUGGCAAAACUGCGCAAGAGCGGAAGAACCAACCCACCGCUGGGAAGUGCUUCAAGUCGUGGUGGAAGCAGGUUCUGUUCAUUGUCGUAGUGGUCGGGAGCGUCGUAGCUGGCACGGUGAUUGUGAUUUUAAAACUCGUGCAGCAAAAGGACUCUGCGAACUCUGGUUUUAACGGCAAUGGGUACUUUCCCAUCCCCACGGCUGAGGUUGAUUCGCUGGCGCAAACCGCCGGUCGCAUUGCCGAUGGGACGUCUGUGACGUCGGAAUCACUGCCCCUUGGAGUCAACCCCACCAAGUAUCCGCUACAAUCCUGCAAAUUGCCGCAAUACACGACUUCAGGCGGCAAGAUCUUUGUCCAAGGCCCCAAUAGCCUCCCGCAGCCGAUAUCUAUCAAAGGCAUCAGCUGGGCGGGCAUGGAAACGGCAGAUGCCAUCCCAAGUGGGUUGUGGCAUACUCCCAACAAUGGCACCACUGUGUUUCAACUGGCUGCCUUUCUCGCACGCAACAACUUUAACAGCGUGCGCCUUCCAUUGUGCAUUGAAAGCAUCCUCAACGACCGCCGCCCCAACCCAGACUUGAUCAACACGGCAGCCAACCGAGCCAUAAACGUCCAAAGCUACACCGGACUAUUGUCUUCUAUUAUCCGCGCCCUGGCGUUCCGCAAGAUCAGCGUAUUGCUCGAUUUGCACACGCUUACCCCCACGGACGCCGGCGGGUCGUGGACCAGCGACAACCUCAGCGAAAUCUCGUACUUGGCCGCGGUGGAUGUCCUCGCCACAAAACUAUGCAACGACCAGCACUGGAAUGUGAUUGGCAUCGACUUAAAGAACAAGCCGUACGCUGCCACGUGGGGGGACAAUGGUCCGAACGACUGGGCUGUCGGGGCCCCCAAGAUCGCCAAUCGCAUGCUCAAGGGUUGCCCGAAUUGGCUCGCGUUUGCGCAAGGCACGGUGUCCAAGCACACACUCCGGUCCGACGACAACACGCAAGUAUUUUCGUACACGGAUUGGUGGGGGGGUGGGUUGCAAAACGAGGCGACCGCGCCUUUGAAAUUGAGCAUCCCAAACAAACUUGUGUACGCGCCCCACUACUAUUCCCCGUCGGAAUACCCUCAAUCGUACUUUGUGCUCAAUGGCAUCCGAGACCACGACCUCAUGGUCGGUUACACCGAGUACACCAACGAAACGCUCAAGCGGCGCGUAACCGCCACGGCCGCCGACAUGUUUGGAUUCUUGACGCAGUACCAGCAAGGGGCGAUUGUGUUGGGCGAGUUUGGCGGGUUGUACACCAAGGAUGCGUUUGCCAACUUGACCAACCGUCGCGUGAUUGAGCUGACGAUGGACGUGGCGUCCCAGCCAGGGUAUGCGGGGGGAUAUGUUUGGGGGCUAAACCCCGAGACGACCUAUGAGUACAACCCUUCCGACACCAAGGGCUCGUGGAGCGAAGGGCUAGUGGACGAGACGUGGGCGACAGCCAAUCAACCGUUCUUGACCGCACUCAAGAAACUGGACGCGUUGCCGAAUUUGCAGCCAUGGCCGUGUCUAACUUAGUUGAUUUGUAUGUCGAAGUACUACUUCGUAACGUUGAUAAACAAAGUCCGAUGGCCCGUAUAUACAUACUGUACAUUCG
This is a messenger RNA of Aphanomyces astaci, 2089 nucleotides long. RefSeq lists its product as hypothetical. The transcript is spliced from 8 exons. Gene Ontology annotation, molecular function: hydrolase activity, hydrolyzing O-glycosyl compounds. The coding region runs from base 271 to 2010 and encodes 579 amino acids. Lineage: Eukaryota; Oomycota; Saprolegniomycetes; Saprolegniales; Verrucalvaceae. The record is from RefSeq and is a predicted model, not a curated record.